Molecule: messenger RNA, 2242 nt
Organism: Physcomitrium patens
Lineage: Eukaryota; Viridiplantae; Streptophyta; Bryopsida; Funariales; Funariaceae
Biological process (GO): protein histidyl modification to diphthamide
Molecular function (GO): 2-(3-amino-3-carboxypropyl)histidine synthase activity
Source: RefSeq, a predicted model, not a curated record
CAUGAGCAGCUACCCAGAUGGUGUUCAGUAAUUUGGAAGCUUUUUAGGGUUUAGGGUUUAUGGAUGUGUGGAACCCAGGAUUGUGAACGAAAGCAAAGUGCUCACAGAGCUCUUAAAGUCAGUAAUCAAGCUGCAGCUGCUUUUGAGGUUCUGUAGUUUAGUAGAUGGUUUUGAGGAUUUGGGCUUGUUUCCUAAGGUGGAGGUUUGCAUAUAUUUAUAUAUAUAUAUAUAUAUAUAUAUAUAUUUAUUGAUAGAUAGAUACAACCGUAGGCCUUGAGUUGUCACCAAAUUGAUUUUGUGGGUUUAGGGUUUAGGAAUGGAUUUCAUGGAGCAGCAUGAGAUUGUGGCGACAGCGGGGUACAUUCUGGAUCGUGGGUUUACUCGUGUUGCUUUGCAAUUCCCUGACGAGCUUCUGCACGCCAGUGUUGAGGUCACGUCGUUGCUUCUCUCUGCUUUGAGCGAAAGAAAUAUUUCUCAUGGCGUGAAGUUGUUUGUCAUGGCGGAUACCACAUAUGGUAGCUGCUGUGUUGACGAGGUAGCCGCUGCUCAUGUGGACGCGCAGUGCGUCAUACAUUACGGCCAUACGUGUCUUAGCCAGACAUCUCGCCUUCCUGUAUUCUUUGUCUUCGGCCGAGGGCGGAUCGAUGCAUAUCGUUGUAGCCAAGCGAUUAUGAAUUUUGAUUCUAACCAGGGUCAACCAGUCGUGGUCUUGUUUGGAUUGCAAUAUGCACACGCAGUGGAGGACAUUCGAAGAGAGGUAGAUGCCGGUAGAGAUGGUGGUGGCGGCGCCCGGACAGUUGUGUUUGCGGAGAUCCCGAGACAUGAGAUGGAGCCAGUUCGAAAUUCGGAUUCGUGUUCUGGACUUCAUGGAUCCGGUGGUUGUUCGCAAGGGGCUUGUACUCCACGAGUGUGCGAUGGUGGUCAAGUGUCUUCCGCAUGCUCGACACGUUCGAAUUCCAACGCUGCUUGUGUGAAAAGCCCACGAGUUGCUUCAGAGCAGGACUUGAAGCAAGACAGGGCGAAGACUGCACAAUUGGCUGAGAUUAUAGGAGGUCUGAAAUGGUAUGUACCGAAGGGUACGACGAUGGAGGAUGUUGCGAUUCUUUGGAUCGGGGAUGAAGGGGCAGCACUCACGAAUUUAUUACUAACUUAUAACAAGAAUAAUAUAAUGAGGUAUAAUGCAGACAAUGAUGUUUUGGUGAAAGACUUACCGAGCAAGAGCAGAGAUCUAAUGCGAAGGUUUGCUCUUGUUGAACGUGCAAAAGAAGCGAGCAUCGUUGGGAUUGUAGUCGGCACUUUGGGUGUUGCCGGAUACAACGAAUCAAUUCGGCGUGUACGAGAGAUAGUUGCUGCAGCAGGUAAAAAAUCAUAUACGAUGCUUAUGGGCAGGCCCAAUCCAGCGAAACUUGCAAAUUUUCCCGAGUGUGAUGUAUUUGUACUUGUGGCAUGUGCCCAAACAAUACUUCUAGAUAGCAAAGAGUACCUCGCUCCUCUUAUCACACCCUUCGAAGCAGAAUUGGCGUUUGUUGAAGGCAAAGAGUGGACUGGGGCCUUCAGUCUGGAAUUGGGGUCGCUACCGAAACCUGGGGAAGAACCAUCGUACAAUGAAGCUGAAGCUCGAACCUUUCCUUCGGAUGAUGAUGAAAACAGAGAAUCAGUUCUAUCAGAAGUUUCUGGACGUGCUCUACAAUUGCGUCCUCCAGUAUCUUCUUUGGCUGUUGCUAGUUCUGGGCGUACAAGCACUGGAGCAACGUCGAGCUCAGAGUAUUUGGCUCUCCGCAGCUAUCAAGGAUUGGAGAUGCAUGAUUCUGAAGCCGCACAGGACACCUCCAUCACUGAUUCAGCUAUUGCUGCCAGUUAUGAAGUUGUGGAAGGACGAACUGGACGAGCAGCAGGAUACAGCGAUGAAGCUGCAAAUAUGUAGCGAAACCACCCUCUGCAAUGAAGGAUUGCAUGCGAGUUUGAGAGUUUUCUUUCCUCACAUGCUUCAACGGUUUUUUUUCGGUAAUUCGUAGUUAUGUAAAGUAGAUGAUUUUUAGCCGAGCUUUAUUGAUAGGACGGAUAAGCCUUGUGAUUGAAAGGUUUAAACAUGGUUUCGAUUGGUCAAUUAGGUUCUUCUUCAGCUUGUAUGCUGUAUUAGAAUUUAGGAUGGUCCAUUCUUUAAUCACUUGGCAAAAGAAACACUUACACAAAAUGUAAAUUCUAACUAAAACUUUUUAAAAGAGUUUUAUUUGUUAAGAGA